This is a messenger RNA of Saccostrea cuccullata (small rock oyster), 829 nucleotides long. Its product is annotated as rRNA N6-adenosine-methyltransferase METTL5-like. The record is from RefSeq and is a predicted model, not a curated record. Gene Ontology annotation, biological process: rRNA methylation. Gene Ontology annotation, molecular function: rRNA (adenine-N6-)-methyltransferase activity; nucleic acid binding. The coding region runs from base 114 to 773 and encodes 219 amino acids. The transcript has 2 exons. NCBI's taxonomy places the organism in Eukaryota, Metazoa, Mollusca, Bivalvia, Ostreida, Ostreidae.
UUCAAAAUGGCUGCGCCCAUGUGUUUCACACCUGUCUGACCGGAGAAGCUGAAAUAAUUGUAAAAUUAGAGUAAUCUAGUCAGCAGGUUUGUGGACAUACAUUUCUAUCCGACAUGGCAAAAAUGAAGUUGCAGAAGCUGCAGAGUUACCUGGAAGAUAUUGACGAGUUUGAUAAUCCUAAGAUUUUGUUGGAACAGUACCCCACAACCCCACAUAUAGCUGCUGUCAUGUUACACGAGAUUCAGCUAAAGUAUGGUGACAUAGCUGGCUGCAGUGUCCUUGACCUUGGUUGUGGAUGUGGAAUUCUAACUAUUGGUUCUGUGAUUAAAGGAGCUGCCUAUGUUUUAGGAAUUGAUAUAGAUGAAGAGGCAUUGGAAGUUUGUCGGAGAAACUUGGAUGAAUUCGAAGUUUCUAACGUGGAUCUGCUUCAACAGGACAUUGUAAAUAUUUCACCAAAAGACUCCAAAGAUUCACAGAAAAUGUUAUCUAAAAAUUUUGAUACAGUGAUUAUGAAUCCUCCAUUUGGAACUAAGAAGAAUGCAGGCAUCGACAUGGAAUUUGUUAGAGCUGCUCUGAUGAUGUCAACAAAUGCUGUUUAUUCUUUGCACAAGUUUAAAACCAGGGAACAUUUGCACAAAAAAGCCCAGGAUUGGGGAGUAUCCAUUGAAAUAUUGGGAGAAUUUAAGUUUAAUGUUGCAAACACAUACAAAUGUCACAAAGAGGAGGAAGUUGAUAUAAAGGUUAUUUUUGUGCGAUUUGGACAUAAAAAAUAAAUAAAUUCUUGUUAAGUCACUGUCUCUUAUAGUACGAUUUCAUUGCUUUAUUAGUA